Messenger RNA from Silurus meridionalis, 4862 nucleotides. It is a transcript of the gene gfra1a, whose product is annotated as gdnf family receptor alpha 1a. Bases 489 to 1907 code for a protein of 472 amino acids. Gene Ontology annotation, molecular function: signaling receptor activity. The transcript is spliced from 10 exons. NCBI's taxonomy places the organism in Eukaryota, Metazoa, Chordata, Actinopteri, Siluriformes, Siluridae. Gene Ontology annotation, biological process: nervous system development. Gene Ontology annotation, cellular component: signaling receptor complex; external side of plasma membrane. The record is from RefSeq and is a predicted model, not a curated record.
AAAAAACGCUGAGAGCGCAAGAGCGCACGCUCCCGUUCAGUGCCACACUGCCGCGCGCCCAGCCGCGUGCUUCACUCCGGAGUGUAUUUGAAGAGCCCCGGAAAGCGAUCCGUGAGCCUGUCUUAUUAUAAACCUGCCCACCCUGAAUGCACGAGCUCCGCGAGACCAUCACGUCCUCCUAAGGAGACCCUCGCGGCACCAUCACUGCUGCUUUCACACACUUUUCAUUGCUUUUGCUUGGUGGAGAUCCCCGGUGCGCGUGGGACAAGGAGCGUGGAGUGAGUAGAGAUGCUCCUCCUGUGGAUGUAAAGAGCAGCGUGUGGGUCUGUAAACACUGAGUCGCUUUACUUUCACACACACAUACACACACACGCACACACGCGCGCGCAAGGAGGACCGCGCACCGGACCAGCGAUGAUCGUUUCCACGAUUUGCGUUCUUUUCCCCUUCUAGAGGUCCUGCUGUCUGCAGAAAAGUCUGCGAGCCGGAUGGACUGUGUCGCAGCCAGCGAGCUGUGCUUGAGAGAGCCGGGAUGCAGCACCAAGUAUCGGACUAUGAGGCAGUGCGUGGCGGGGAAGGAGGGCAACAUCAGUGCCGAGGGGAGGGACGAGUGCCGCAGCGCCCUGGACGCACUUAAGCAGAGCCCACUGUACAACUGCAGGUGCAAAAGAGGCAUGAAGAAGGAAAAGAACUGCCUGCGCAUCUACUGGGGGCUCUACCAGCAUUUACAAGGAAACGACUUACUGGAGGAAUCUCCUUAUGAGCCCAUGACCAGCCGUGCAUCUGAUAUAUUCCGAUUGGCACCCAUCUAUUCAGAGGGAGCCAUGAACAGCGACCCCCGGAGAACUCCAGCCACCAUCACCCCAGCCUCUAAACCUGAAAGACACAAGAGAUCAAACCCUGCUUUGGCUGUUCUGGGUGACCCUGCUCUGGCUAAGGAGAACAACUGCCUCAAUGCAGCCAAGGCGUGCAAUCUGAAUGACACGUGUAAGAAGUACCGCUCUGCCUACAUCAGCCCCUGCACGAGUCGCGUCUCCACGGCCGAAGUGUGCAACAAGCGUAAGUGCCACAAGGCGCUGCGUCAGUUUUUCGACAAGGUGCCUCCCCGACACAGCUACAGCAUGCUGUACUGCUCGUGCCCUCCAGGAGAUCAGUCAGCCUGCUCAGAGCGUCGGCGCCAGACUAUCGUCCCUGCAUGCUCCUAUGAGGACAAGGAGAAGCCCAACUGCUUGGAACUGCAAAUGUCCUGCAAGAGUAACUACAUCUGCAGGUCACGUCUAGCCGAUUUCUUCACCAACUGUCAGCCGGAGCCACGUUCUCUUUCUGGCUGUCUAAAAGAAAACUAUGCUGAUUGCCUUCUCUCCUACUCGGGUCUCAUUGGUACGGUGAUGACCCCGAACUACCUGCGCUCCCCAAAAAUCAGCGUGUCGCCGUUCUGCGACUGUAGUAACAGCGGCAACAGCAAAGAGGACUGCGAACGGUUCACAGAGUUCUUCACUGACAAUGCCUGUCUGCGUAAUUCCAUUCAGGCUUUUGGAAACGGGACAGAUGUGAGCGUGUGGCAGUCGUCUCCAGUGCAGAGCACAACGCCGGUGAUCGGUCAGUCAAAAAAAGGUCGAGGACGUGAAAAAUCACCCAACUCCUUGGAGCCAGAAUCUCAUGGCAACCACCUGAACCCCGGAGACAACUCACUGUAUAAUUUCUGUGGAAACCUGCAGGCACAAAAGCUGAAGACCAACCAAACAAUGGAUAUGUUAUGUGUGGACCCUCAGAUCGACAACCCCAGCUCCUCCAACUCCAUCUCGGGGAACUCAGCAUCUCAAUCAGGCUUUAGCACUCUGCUGCUGCUCAGCUCUUUGCACUGCUCCCUGGCACUCCUUCCUCCCACCCUGGCACUGCUGUUGUAGCCACCUGGCCAAUGCAACACAUGGACGCUCAUACUUUGUAUAAAAAAAAAAAAAAGAUCUCUGAUAUAUGUUCCAGGUCUACCUGUUGUAAUCACCUUUUCUCACUGUCACACCUCUGUAUUUUUUUUUACAGCUUUCAGUUUUUUGAGCUUUGGCUUCUGCGAAAGUGAUUUCAGUGUAACUUGAGUUACCUGUUGGGAUUUAUUCUUUUUUUGUAUCUGGAGAUGAACAGUGAAAAAUUUGAGAUGAACCACAUCCUGGUCUCUAGGGGUGAGAGGUCCUUUCGAACGGUGGGGAAGAUGAGUGGCGGAAGCUGACUUAAACGUUUGACAAAUGUUCUUUUGUGUAUUUUGCGUGCGGUAUGAUAUGCACUGACUCCUAACUGCCACACAAAAACAACGGAGGCUUACUGGGAGGUUUUGUCAGUUUUAAGCCAUUUCCACUUUACGCGUCACAUAAACGCAAAGUGUCAGACAUACGGAAUAACAGAGGCACACAAACUCCAAGGAAGUUUUGGUUGCUGGGAUUUCUGUUGUGAAUGAAUAUUCCUAUAAAACGGCUACUUUCAUAGCUUUAAUCUGAUUUGAAGUUAAUAAGACAUCCCAUAUUUUGGAAGAGCAUAACGAUUCGUAUCUGUAUAGUAUAUAUAUUUUGAGAUCCUACUUUGGGUCAGGAAGAAUUACUGAGCACAGAGAGUCUAAAAGAGUGUGUGUGUGUGUUACAGUGCCUGGGUCAGUUCAACUGCACUGAGCAGAGUGCCUGCAGGUCUGUGAACAUCACCAGGGUUGUAUAUGAUUUCCUUGAGCUCUUAUAUUCUCACUUAUGAAGCAUCACUGUAAUUGUAACCAUCAGUCCAAACUCAUUGUUCUCAAAGUGCACAUUCGAAAUGCCUUUACACUGUAGACCGUGCUUGGACCCCUUGCGUCCAGAUGAAAUAGUUAUCUAUAUUAUAGUGUUCUUUUCCUUUUUUUUUUUUUUUGUGUUGUAAUUCCAAGCAUCACAGAAGAAGGCUGCGUUAUGGCUGUACGCUCAAAUCAAAUCUUGAUCUCAAUCAGUCCGAACUUUACCGUUUCCUUUGAAACGAACCAGAGCAUGUGCAGCUUGAAAAGCCGUUGCACAUUUGAAGCAUUUAUGACAUGAAGUUUGGCUAUAAAAAAAAUGAAAAAAAAAAGAAAACACACAGAGCGCAUUAAUGCCUUGCUCUCUUUAGAUACAGGGCAUUCAGAUCUUAUUAAAAACCUUAUUUACAAAAAAAUUUGAUUUGAUAUUGCAAUGUCAUAUCCUACUGCAUAAAGUCAUAAUGACUUGUUAAGACAGACAAAUAUAUACACCACAUAAAAGGAAUAAACUCCACCUAUACUGACUGCUGCCCCAAAGUGUACUACAGAGAUUUUCACCGAACACUACACUGUUGUUUAAUGGUGUAAAAAAGAAAGCGAAAUGUAGAGAAAGGGGGGAAAAAAAACUCUUAUUUUUAUAUCUUUUGCAUUGUGUGUUUUCUUUAUGAGAGAACUCUUGCCCAUGCAAGAAACAGAGUUGUAUGGGUUAUAACUGUUGCAGUAAAACACAUACAGGUGGCAUUAGCAGCUCUAGGCGGGCAUUUCAAGGGUAGAUGCAUUGCCUUGCUAUGCAGUAAGGGCUACACUGAGUGUACACAACACAAUGCUUCUGGAUAUCAUUGUGCUUUUCUGACUAUUGGAUUCAUAUUAUGGCCUUCAGAUCAUCUGCACAAUUCAUUUCUCUGUCAACGGUGGGACAUUUCCCACCAACUUCAUUCUCAUUCCAGAUUAUCAGUCACUUUUUUCAUCUUCUGCCUCAUUCCACUGAUUUCUCGAUAUCUUUGUUUAAAUUUAAACAUUAUUACUAAAGAAUGUAAAUACCAAGAAGUAUUAAAAAGUACAAAAAGAGCCAGAACUGUUACUUUUGUCUUAUACAAUGAAAUGCCUAUAAGGGCAAACCGAGAAUUUUUUCGCAAGCCUUUUAGAAAAUGAAAAAUUAAUAAAAUACAAAUUAAAAGUAAUUGAGGGACUUAACAGUAAGCUUGAACAUAUCGGAAUGGCAUAUAUUUCCUAUAACCGUUUAUUUUGUAUUUACAAAUGAAGUACAACAGUUUGUGAAUUCAUUAUUGUAGCAAUUGGUUUCUGGCUAUAAAUAAUUUGAAGGAUUUUAAUUUUUUUGCAUGGUCACGUCAUGUUACUGCUUUUAACUCACACCACAAAUGUUAUGCUUGGUUUGAACUUAAAUCAAAGUUUAAUUUCCACUCCUGUCCACAGGAUCUGUUACAGAAAUGUACUGAAGAUGCUUUUUUGAACAGUCAUUGUACUGUUCUGCUACAUUUAUUUUUUCAUUUUUUUAACAUUGUUAAAGUAAAAGCCAAUCAUUUCUAAAAAUGCUUGUACAUGUUUAUUUUAUACAAUUACAUUUUUUUAUUUUUUAUUCUCUUGAUAACUCCUAAUUUGCAUCUGUUGCCUUUUCGUGUUUUGGCAUGAAAUUUACUAGUACUAAAGGGCUGGUUCCAGGAAAGUUCUUAAAUAUCAUUAUUUUAACAUUGGGCUGACAAGGUUAUUUGCUCACAGUUUUCAUUCAUGUUUCACAUUCUCUGUACUGCAAAACAACCGCUUUACCUACUUUUAUUUGUACUGAUCAAAGUGGGUAUACCAGGUCAAAUCAAAUCUAGAUUCUAGCAUUAUCCGUCGAACAGAUUCAGGAAAUUCGCACACCUACGUUCCAGUGUUCUGUACACUCAGUGAAUGCUGAAAAGGUCUGGGACAGAACAUGGUAUAACAACAAUAAAAAGCAUACACACCCACACUCUACAGGUUGAUAAAUGAACGAGUUGUUCUUGUUUAUAAAUGAAUAAGGUUUCCCCAUCUGACAUAUUUCUUCCUAGCUUGUGAAAAUGUACAAAUAAAUAUUAUAUGAAAAAUGAUUAAAUUGGUGACUCAUCCAACCAUA